Molecule: messenger RNA, 1683 nt
Organism: Eimeria necatrix
Lineage: Eukaryota; Apicomplexa; Conoidasida; Eucoccidiorida; Eimeriidae
Exons: 1
Coding region: 1-1683 (560 amino acids)
Biological process (GO): protein import into peroxisome membrane
Cellular component (GO): peroxisomal membrane
Molecular function (GO): protein-macromolecule adaptor activity
Source: RefSeq, a predicted model, not a curated record
AUGCUGUCCCGGCUGUGGGGCUCUGUGAAGCGCCACCCGUACAAAGUGCUGGCGGGUGCGGCAGCUGCUGCAGCAGUAGCUGCUGCAGGAGCAGUAGCAGCAAAAAUCUACAAACACCACAAGAGGCUUGCUGCUUUGCUAGACGCCGACGAUGGGGAAUUAAGUCAGCUGCUACUGAAGGAGUUGGGACUGAGUGAGGGGGAGUUGACUCAGCUGCGGCAGCAGCAGCAGGAGCAGCAACAGCAGCAGCAGGUGACGGAGGCGGAGUGGGUUGCUGCAUUUCACUUCGUACGCAACCAGUGCGUGUCGGAUGUUUCGCUGCUGCUGCUUCUCAGGGAGGUGCAGCGGCAGCAGCAGCAGCAGCUGGAGGCAGCAUUCCCCGUAGACGCAUACACGCGAGUUCUUAGAGAGCCGCAGCAGUGCAGCAGGAUGACGCCGCAGCAGAAGGAAGUAUGUUUUAGAGAGUUGUGCGCUAAUGUGGUGGCACGGACGGUCAGCUGCACCGUGCUGCUGCUGCUGCUGCUGCUGCUGCACCGCGUCCAAGUCAACAUCCUCGCUGCGGCAUUGCUGCAGAAAGAGCAGCAGCAGCAGAACGAACAGCAGCAGCAGGAAGAGCAGCAGCGCCAGCACGAGCAGAACUUCGUCUUUCUUUCCUCAACUCGCCGUGCUGCUUCAGCUGCAGUCAUAUCGCGAAUUGCUGCAGCAGCACUCUCCGAGGUUUGUGCUUUUGUCUCCGUCUUCCCCCCGCAAAAGGCGAUAACGGCGGAGCUGCUACAGCAGCAGCUGCAGCAAAUCAUGUGCAGAAUGUGUUCGCGACUCUGCAGAGAAGCAACGCAGCAGCAGUGGCGGCAGCAGCAGCAGCAAGCAAUCAGGCGGCAACAAAUGCACAGUAGUCCCCCAGGUUUCGAAGACAUUGACAUUUCCAAAAAUGCUGCAGCAGCGGCAGCGGCAAGUGCCAGCGCAGCAGUAGCAGCAGAAGCAGCAGCAGCAGCAGCAGCAGCAUCGGCUGUAGGUGCAGGUGACUUUGUGGAGGAUGAGUACGGGUAUGCAGCAUUGCUGCUGCCGGAGGAGGAGUCUUUAGACAGCAACGAUCUUGCUGCUUUGCCUCCGGCUGCAGCGGGGCAGGUGUUGCUGCUGCUGCAGGAGGCGCGGGACGUUCUUGACUCCCCUGCUUUUGCUGCUGCUGUCAAAGGCCUGUGUGCUGCUGCUGCUGCUUGCCUAGUGCAGCGAAUUGUCGAGUCGCUUCAGGAAGCGGGCACGCUGCCCCCCGCUCCUGCUGUGCCGGCCGCUGCUGCCGCGUCGCCAGCAGCUGCAGCAGCAGCAGCAACAGCAGCAGAUCCUCGCAAAACCCCGUUUCAGCUGGCGCGGUGUCUCGGGUGUACAUGCAAAUUAGCAGAGUGGGCGCUCGGCGUGGGCUCCGAGGGGCAGCUGCUGCACUUGCUUUCUGGAGCAACAGAAACAGUUGAGCUAUCGGCUUUAUGUUACUGGGCUCCGCACUGCGACUUUGCGCGGGUGCAGCAGCUGCUGCACCUGGUGGCUUUGGCGCAGCAGCACGAGCAGCAGCAACAGCUUGGCCUCAAGGGCCCGAAUUUGCAGGCCUUGCAGGGGACCAACCAGCUGCAGCAGCAGAAAAUGCAGCAGCAGCACACCGAUCUCGCGUACGGUGCCGCCCAGGUUAUGUAG